GUGUGGCACAUGCCACCCCAUGCCACCCUUCUAGAUCCGCCCCUGCGGAUAGUGCUGAAACGAAAAAGCUCGAUGAAACAGUCUAAAAUGAAUAAGCCUGAACUACAAAUUAAAAACAAUGCAGAAAACGUAAGGCUCGGAGCAAAACUCACAGACUGUGACAAAAGGAUCCUUUCGUGUUGUGUUUGGGCUCAUUUAUUAAUUUUAGAUAUUUGUUUUUAUACCCUGGCGGGCUACCACCCAAUAACAGGCUUAUUUUCGUCCCCUGUGCGCCUUUUGUUGUUCUAAACUUGUGAUGAAUGAUGCGAUUGGGUGAUGAUCAUGCCACGAAGGCGUGUCUGUGUUCAUUUGGGUUGUGUAGACGUGGACGGGACAAUAAACUCCACCGACUCCGGUAAGACCUGGUGCUGCACUAAUCCAACACUGAACACGAACCCCAAGAUUGUCCAUCGAGAACCAUGACGGCCAUCAAUGCGCCUCGGGACAAAUACAAUUCAGUAUGGCUCAUUUUCUUUAUCCUGGGCUUGGGAACCCUCUUGCCAUGGAAUUUCUUCAUGACGGCAACAAUGUACUUCACCAGCAGACUGAAGGACGUCCCCACUGUGCACUCCUCCAAUCAGACGGCCAACGUAACGGCCGGAGACUCUCGCAAUGUGCUGGAGUCCAAGUUCAACAACGUGAUGACGCUGUGCGCCAUGGUGCCUCUGCUCAUCUUCACCUGUCUCAACUCCUUCAUACACCAAAGGAUUCCUCAGAAAUUGAGAAUCUCGGGCAGCUUGACGGUCAUCCUGGUGGUUUUUCUGGUGACAGCGGUGGUUGUUAAAGUAGAACUGGCUCCUCUUCCCUUCUUUGUCCUGACCAUGGUCAAAAUUGUCUGCAUCAACUCGUUUGGGGCGAUUCUUCAGAGCAGUCUGUUCGGGCUGGCUGGGAUUCUACCUGCCUCUUACACCACUCCCAUCAUGAGCGGACAGGGGCUGGCCGGCACCUUCGCUGCCUUCUCCAUGAUCUGCGCUCUGGCCAGUGGGUCAGAACUGCAGGACAGUGCUUUUGGUUACUUCAUCACAGCCUGUAUUGUGAUUCUUCUGGCUAUAAUGUCCUACCUCAUUCUCCCCAAGAUGGAGUUCUUCCAGUACUACAUGGAGACCAGUAGAUCUGCACCAUCAGCCGAUGAGGAGAACAAGAUGGACUUGCUCAAAAAAGAAAGUGAAGCUGAAAAGCGGCCGGUGGUGAAUCUCAUGGAAGAUGAGACCAAACCCACCUCGUCUGUGUUUAACAUCUUCAAGCAGAUUUGGGUGAUGGCUCUGUCUGUGUGCUUCAUCUUCACUGUCACCAUUGGAGUUUUUCCAGCCGUAACCGUCGAUGUCAAGUCGACAGUUGCUGGUGAAAGUGCCUGGGAAAAGUACUUCAUCCCCGUGUCAUGUUUCCUCCUUUUCAACGUGAUGGACUGGGCUGGCAGGAGUCUGACGGCCAUCUGUAUGUGGCCGGGCAAGGACAGCAUCUGGCUUCCUGUCCUCGUGGGCCUGCGGGUCGUCUUCAUCCCCCUCUUCAUGCUCUGUAAUGUCCAGCCUCGUGUGAUUUCCCAAACCGUGUGGUUCAGCCAUGAUGCCUGGUACAUCAUCUUCAUGAUUUUUUUCUCCUUUUCCAACGGAUACCUGGCCAGCCUCUGCAUGUGCUUUGGACCCAAGUAAGGACUGCUCACCUACAAAUCACAA
Messenger RNA from Neolamprologus brichardi, 1712 nucleotides. NCBI's taxonomy places the organism in Eukaryota, Metazoa, Chordata, Actinopteri, Cichliformes, Cichlidae. The record is from RefSeq and is a predicted model, not a curated record.